AUGCAUCCGUUUUUCAAUGAUAAGCUGUAUAAAGAAAAGACAAAUGGUAUCGAAAUUGUACAGUUUGUUGGAAUAGGGAGAAAAAAAAACAAAGGACGAGGUAAUAGCGCAGAUAAUGACGAUGAUGCUACCAAUGAUGAUGAUGAUGGAGAAGAAGAAGUUGAUGAAGGUGACGAAGGUGAUGACGAUAUGGUUGUGGCGGUUGAUGAUGAUGAUGCCCAGUCAACUCCCGUAAUUGGUGGUUCAUGUGAUUUGGGAUCUGCCGAAGUUCAGAUUGGUGGAAAACAAACGCAAUUUUUUCUAAAAUGUGAACCUAAUCAAGAGUCUCAGGAAGGUAAAGGCGUAUGGGUGGUGAAAAGCCGAAAUGCUGCAUCGCCAACGGCAAUUCCGCAGCCAUCCACAACGCUUCCGCCGGCAAAUACCGAACCACAACAGCAUCCGAAGCAACUCCGAAAGCAACCAAGCAUCAUUUGCUGUCCGACUUCAUCUUAG
Enterobius vermicularis (human pinworm) is the source of this 492-nucleotide messenger RNA. The record is from the annotation of a GenBank genome assembly. NCBI's taxonomy places the organism in Eukaryota, Metazoa, Nematoda, Chromadorea, Rhabditida, Oxyuridae.